Messenger RNA from Cantharellus anzutake, 498 nucleotides. RefSeq lists its product as uncharacterized. The record is from RefSeq and is a predicted model, not a curated record. Bases 1 to 498 code for a protein of 165 amino acids. The transcript has a single exon. NCBI's taxonomy places the organism in Eukaryota, Fungi, Basidiomycota, Agaricomycetes, Cantharellales, Hydnaceae.
AUGGGUAGCAGCAAGGAUGAUCUUUCCAAGCAAAACCAUGUCACCCCAGGGCUCAACCUGACAGAGAGCACAUAUGAUGGCUGUGAAGGCUCAUUCACAGCUGCCGAUGGGGAGCGCCAGAAGGCAUCCAAGAAGUACUUCGAUGAAAUGGGCAUUAUGUCUGCUGUCUGUCGUCACGGCCUACCAUUAUUCUACAUCAGCGUUUGGACUCCAGGGGAACAACAGUUCUACAUACUUUCAUUACUCGGGAAGCUUAUAGAGCAUCUCCCUUCGUUGUGGACCAUUGGGUGCCUGUAUGACAUUGGUUGCCAGACUGAUCGUGCACUUCACAAGUGGAACAUUGCACCUGAGUGGUGGUCACGUCUGGUGUGGGGCAUCUCUAUCUUUCACACCUAUGGACAUCAAUGGGCUUGUCAGCUAUGGUAUCACCCUCAGAAGGAUCGUGUCUGGGGUCUUUCGGAUGGUGAAGUGUGUGAGCAUUUUUGGAGUGAACUGUGA